AUCCAUCUCCAGAAUGUUUUAGAAAAAGAACGUCAACAAUCGUGCAAUCGCCGGGCGAUUUAAAACAAAAAUAACACGUCAACACUAGUUUUCCAGCAUGUCUCUGGAGUGUAAAAUCCCGCUUGACCAACCGGAGGGUUCGAACGCCGGCCGCCGGAUUGCACUGAUAACCGGCAUCACCGGACAGGAUGGUUCCUACCUGGCGGAGUUUCUGCUCGCAAAAGACUACGUAGUCCACGGAAUCAUCCGGCGGGCCAGCACGUUCAACACGUCUCGCAUCGAGCACCUGUACGCGGACCCAAACACCCACAAGCAGGACCGGAUGAUUCUGCACUACGGCGACAUGACCGACAGCAGCUGCCUGGUGAAGAUCAUUUCGGCCGUCCGUCCGACGGAGAUCUACAACCUGGCCGCGCAGAGCCACGUCAAGGUUUCGUUCGACCUGAGCGAAUACACGGCCGAAGUGGACGCCGUGGGGACGCUCCGCCUGCUGGAUGCCAUCCGGACGUGCGGGUUGGAGAAGUCGGUCAAGUUCUACCAGGCCAGCACGUCGGAACUGUACGGGAAGGUCGUCGAGACGCCGCAGAACGAAAAAACUCCGUUCUACCCGCGGUCACCGUACGCUUGCGCCAAACUGUACGGCUACUGGAUCCUCAUCAACUACCGUGAGGCGUACGGGAUGUUCGCGUGCAAUGGGAUCCUGUUCAACCAUGAAUCACCGCGACGGGGGGAAAACUUCGUGACCCGCAAGAUCACACGCUCGGUGGCGAAAAUCUUCCUCGGUCAGCUGACCUGCCUGGAGCUGGGCAACCUCGACUCCAAGCGUGACUGGGGCCACGCCCGGGACUACGUCGAAGCGAUGUGGCUGAUGCUGCAGCAGGACGAAUCGCAGGAUUACGUGGUGGCCACCGGGGAGUGUCACUCGGUGCGGGAGUUUGUCGAGGAGGCCUUCAGGUGCAUUGACCGCGGCAUCGAGUGGCGGGGCAGCGGCGUGGACGAGGUGGGCGUCGAAAAGGGAACGGAGGUGGUGCGGGUGCGCGUCAAUCCGCGGUUCUUCCGACCGACCGAGGUCGAUCUGCUGCAGGGGGACGCGAGCAAGGCCAAGCGAGAGCUCGGCUGGGAGCCGAAGGUAUCGUUCCUGCAGCUGGUCGCCGACAUGGUGGCCGCGGACAUCGAGCUGAUGAAGCGCAAUCCGACCGCUUAGGUUUGGUGUAGUUUUAGGGCCAAAGAUAGUUUUUUUAUUUUAGCGUGUGUGUUUAUGUGAGUGGUAAGUUUGAUCAAGUCACGAACAAUUUUAACAUUCCUGUCAGUAGUUUAGAGUUAAAUGAACUAAAUUCGUACAGUUCCUUACUUUUUGUGACAUGUAUUAAAACAUUGAACUGUUUUUU
Culex quinquefasciatus (southern house mosquito) is the source of this 1388-nucleotide messenger RNA. RefSeq names its product GDP-mannose 4,6 dehydratase (gene Gmd). Gene Ontology annotation, molecular function: GDP-mannose 4,6-dehydratase activity. Gene Ontology annotation, biological process: GDP-mannose metabolic process. NCBI's taxonomy places the organism in Eukaryota, Metazoa, Arthropoda, Insecta, Diptera, Culicidae. The coding region runs from base 98 to 1204 and encodes 368 amino acids. The transcript has 3 exons. The record is from RefSeq and is a predicted model, not a curated record.